This is a messenger RNA of Lucilia sericata (common green bottle fly), 930 nucleotides long. RefSeq names its product mite allergen Der f 3. NCBI's taxonomy places the organism in Eukaryota, Metazoa, Arthropoda, Insecta, Diptera, Calliphoridae. The transcript has 2 exons. Bases 1 to 912 code for a protein of 303 amino acids. Gene Ontology annotation, biological process: proteolysis. The record is from RefSeq and is a predicted model, not a curated record. Gene Ontology annotation, molecular function: serine-type endopeptidase activity.
AUGCUUAAAAUUAUUCUGAAAAUUGGUGUAGUUUUAACAUUGCUUCUCGUGACGGUGAAAGCUCAAACGGAUGAAAAUAAAUUGCAAACGAAACAAAUUGAAGAAUAUGAAGAAAUUGAUGUUACAGAGGAUUCUUUAAGUGUGUUAGACCCUCUUAAAAAUAUUGAUGAUAUCAAUAAUAAUAAUAAAUUUAAUGAUUCUCGGAUAAAUGGUGGCCAAGUGGUUAAAAAAAUUGUACCUUUUCAAGUAUCCCUGCAAGCAUAUCGACGUAAUCGCUGGCGUCAUUUCUGCGGCGGUUCCAUUAUAAGUUCCAGUCAUGUGCUAACCGCUGCUCAUUGUGUGGAUAAAAUGAAAGCUGAGGAUAUACAUAUAGUUGCUGGCACUCUAACUUGGAAUACGGGUGGACAGCGACACAGAGCAUCGGCUAAACGUGUGCAUCCAAAAUUUGCCUUAAGUCCAAGGAUUAUAAAUGAUAUUGCUGUAUUAAAAGUUCAGCCAGCAUUUAAUUUACAUCGUAAUAACAUUGGAACUAUUAGUUUGGGCGGUACAAGUCGUGUACGAGAUAGAGUUAAAGUGCGUGUAACGGGAUGGGGAUCUACAACUCCUACAGCAGCAGGAGGUUUACCCGAUAAAUUACAACAAUUGGAAUAUCAGACAAUUACAAAUGAGGAAUGUGGUAGAAAGGGUUUUAGAGUGACUCAAAAUGAGAUUUGUGCAUUGUCUGUUGUAGGACAGGGAUCUUGUAUGGGUGAUUCUGGUGGUCCAUUGAUUAACACACAAGGCCCGCCACAACUUGUUGGUGUUGUUUCGUAUGGUUCAGCCACCUGUGCCCAAGGCAGACCUGAUGUUUAUUCAAGAGUUUCCAGCUUUCUACCCUACAUUACUAAAGUUAUUACCAGUGAAAUACCAUAAAGUUGUAAAUAAUAAAGA